Mesorhabditis spiculigera is the source of this 1905-nucleotide messenger RNA. NCBI's taxonomy places the organism in Eukaryota, Metazoa, Nematoda, Chromadorea, Rhabditida, Rhabditidae. The record is from the annotation of a GenBank genome assembly.
AUGCCGAUCGUCGAAUUGGAAAGGGUUGAAACAUUUUCCGCUUCUCAUCGAUUGCAUUCUCUAGCGUUGACUGAUGCGGAAAACGAAGAGACGUACGGUAAGUGCAAUAAUCCGAACGGCCAUGGACACAACUAUGUAUGGAGGGUAACCCUAAAAGGCGAAGUCAACGAAAAAACGGGCAUGGUCUACGACUUGGCGCUACUCAAACAAGAAAUGGCAAAGGUACUCGACCUAGUUGAUCAUAAAAAUUUGGACAAGGAUGUGGCGUACUUCCGGCAACGGGUGAGCACGACCGAGAAUUUGACAAUCUUCCUGUACGAAACCCUCCAAAAGUUUAUGAAGAAGCGCGUUGAUGAUACAGAAUUGUUAAUACAACGUGAUGGAGCCGACGAGUACGAUGCGGAGAGCAAUCGUAAAAAAACAGGCCAUUCGUUCAACCCUUGGCCACAUGUCUUCAACCUCACCAAUUCGAUAAUUGGCGUCAGCGUGCUGGCAAUGCCCUAUGUUUUUCAACAGAUAAUGAUGCUCGCUUUCCUCGUCUCGUGCAUCGUUGCGUUUAUGGUUGUGAUAGGAGAUAUUGGGCCAAACGUCGUUGCCGACUACCUGGAGCUCGAAGCUCCGACUCAAAGGCUUCGAAUUUUGGUCAUGUUUUAUGGGAAGGCACCUGGAGUAUUCACGUGCAUUGGUGGCGUUUCGAGGGGUUCUUUCCAUGCCUCCCAAUUGUCGCGAUGGCGCUCGCCUGUCAGACGCAACUUUUUCUCGAUUACCGACAGUAUGAAAGAUGCGACGGAUGAACAUGUUGACGCGGUCGUCGCAUCAGCUAUAAACCUUUGCUCUGGAAUGUACGCAGCAGUCGGCCUGUUUGGCUACGUAACUUUCUACAACCUCGAGAUGCACGGCGACGUUUUGGUCAACCUCCAACCAACAUUCUUCACGCAAAUGCUCAAGCUGGCCUUUCUCCUCUCAAUCGCCGUCUCGAUCCCGUUGAUGCUCUUCCCAGCACGAGUCGCGCUAUUCAACCUCCUCUCACCACAGGGUUCUUCCGAUCACGCAGGGCCAGCCCCGCUCCACAACUCUACCUUCCACGUCCUGACCUUCGUGCUGUUGCUCGCCAACCUCAUCGUGGCCAUCUACGUUCCAAACGUCGAAUUCAUCCUGUCCCUUACCGGUUCCGUCAUCGGCUCGUUCACCUCCAUCAUCCUCCCCUCCCUGAUGUUUAUCGGCGUGAUGAAAGACAAGACGACACCAAUGAUCUUUUAUGCUAGGAUGUGCAUCUUCAUCGGCAUAACAAUUCUCUGUCUCUCCACCAUCGCUACCCUUCAGACCGAACAAAAAUCCGACGUCGUUGAACGACCACUCCCAAAAGCCGCCGCCGACGAGAAGGCGUUGCGAAGCUUGGAGAAACUGGAAGAGAAGGUUAUGGAUGCGAAUAUCAACAUUUCACAGAAACUGGAGAAGGUGGCAGACCUAGCAAAAUCUGGCAACGAAAAAGAGGCCGAAAAGCUGCUGCUCGAAAUGAAGGUCCAACAGAAGGAGCAGCAAGAGUUGAUCAAGAAACAAGGGGAAAUAGUUGAAGAAUUGAACAGGCACGUCGAAUUACACCACGAUCACAAGGAAAAGGAAGCUGCGGGGGAUGAAAAAAAUGAUUCGGACACGGAGAAAGUUAAACCGUUGGAGCACAAGCAUGAUUUGAAAAAGGAACCAACAAAAGCUCCCCAAGAGCCUGAAAAACCGCUGGAAAAGCCCGUGGAAAAGCCGGUUGAGAAGCUGGAGGAAAAAUCUGUCAAGUCUCCCGAAAUUCCAAAAGAAGAGCGCCGAGAACCGAGAGAAGCUCAGUCCAACGUUACUGCCACUAUCAACAUCGUCCAGCCUAAAGACAAUGCUACAGACUCCAAACAAGAACCC